CAAGAAAAAAAGAAAAUGGUCAAGGCCCAGGAAUCACUGACAUUCAGCGACGUGGCUGUGAAGUUCACCUGGGAGGAGUGGCAGCUCCUGGACCCUGCUCAGAAGGACCUAUACUGGGACAUGAUGUUGGAGAACUAUAGCAACCUGGUGUCCGUUGGGUGUCAAGUUAACAAGCCAGAUGCACUCUCCAAGUUAGAACGAGGAGAACAACCAUGGACUAUACUAGACGAAAGUCAUAGUGGAAUCUUUUCAGAAAUCCAGAAAGUUGAUGAUCAUCUGCUUGGGCACUCACAAAAUGAAAGCAGGGUGGACAGCAUGGAACAGUGCUGUGAACAUAAUGCAUUGGAAAAUACUGUUCAUUGGCACAAAACUCAUUUUCCUUUAAGAGAAAAUCAUACUAUGUUUGACUUACAUAAAAAAGCUGUGAAAUCAAAUUUAACUUUACUGGCACUCAACCAGAGCAGAAGCGAUGAAAUAAAGAACUCUGCUGAGCUAAAUGGAGAUGAGAAAACCUUUCUCCAUGAUGACCAGGAGCAAUUUUGUACUGCAGUGAAAUUCCCUGAGAGUCAAAAAUCCAGCAGCACAAAGUCCCAACUCAUUCAGCAUCAGAAAACUCCCAAAAUAGAGAAAAUGCAUGUAUGUAGUGAAUGUGGGAAAGCCUUCAUCAGGAAGUCUUUCCUAACCAAUCAUCAGAUCAUUCAUACAGGAGAGAAACCCUAUAGAUGCAGUCUAUGUGGGGAGACCUUCUUUAAAAAGUUCAAGCUCAUUGAACAUUAUCACACAACUCAUAAAGGACAAAAACCGUAUAAAUGCAUGGAUUGUGGGAAAGCCUAUCUCCAUAAAUCACUGCUAAAUAAACAUCAGAAAACUCAUAUGGCAGAAAAACCCUAUAUAUGCUGUGAAUGUGGGAAAGGCUUCAUCCGAGAGAUGCAUCUCACUAUUCAUCAGCGAACUCAUUCUGGAGAGAAACCCUAUGUAUGUCAUGAAUGUGGAAAAAGCUUCAUCCAGAAGAGAAAUCUCACUAUUCAUCAGCUAACUCAUACUGGAGAGAAACCCUAUAUAUGCCGUGAAUGUGGAAAAGGCUUCAUCCAGAAGAGAAAUCUCAUUAUUCAUCAGCGAACUCAUACUGGAGAGAAACCCUAUAUGUGCAGUGAGUGUGGAAAAGGCUUCAUUGAGAAGUCAUCUCUCAUUAUUCAUCAGCGAACCCAUACUGGAGAGAAACCCUAUAUAUGCAGUGAGUGUGGAAAAGACUUCAUCCAGAAGAGAAAUCUCAUUAUUCAUCAGCGAACUCAUACUGGAGAGAAACCCUGUGUAUGCAGUGAAUGUGGAAAAGGCUUCAACCAUAAGGGGAAUCUCAUUGUUCAUCAACGAACUCAUACUGGAGAGAAACCCUAUAUAUGCAGUGAAUGUGGAAAAGGCUUCAACCAGAAGGGAAAUCUCCUUAUUCAUCAGCGAACUCAUACUGGAGAGAAACCCUGUGUAUGUGGUGAAUGUGGUAAAGGCUUCAUCCAUAAGGGAAAUCUCAUUAUUCAUCAGCGAACUCAUACUGGAGAGAAACCAUAUAUAUGCAAUGAAUGUGGAAAAGGCUUCAGCCAUAAAGGAGAUCUCACUGUUCAUCAGCGAACUCAUACUGGAGAAAAACCCUACAUAUGCACUAAAUGUGGAAAAGGCUUCAUCCAGAGGAGAUAUCUCAUUAUUCAUCAGCGAAAUCACACUGGAGAGAGACCCUAUAUAUGCAGUGAAUGUGGAAAAGGCUUCAACCAGAAGUCAUGCCUCAUAGCACAUCAAAUAUUUCACACAGGAAAGAUGCCCUUUUCAUGUAGUGAAUGUGGAAAGUCUUAUUCCCAGAAGUCAAGUCUCAUUAGACAUCAGAAAAUUCACACAGGAGAAAAACCUUUCAAUGCAGUGAAUGUUGGAAAGCCUUUGAAACAAAGCAAGAGCUCAUUGUGCAUCAAAGAUCUCAUACAGGAGAGCCAACGUAUGGCUGCAAUGAAUAUGGAAAAGCUUUUCCCUAUGCUUCUAACUUUUAUUCACAUAAAGGAAGUCACAAAAGAGAGAAGUGUAUAGAUUCAGUCAAGGUCGAAGACCCUUCCACAGCUCAUCACAGUUCAUCACAUAUCAGUGAUCUCAUGCAGGAGAAAAGCCCAGUUAAUACAGUGACUAUGAAAAUGCCUUCUGUGGCAGCUCAGACAUCAGUA
This is a messenger RNA of Trichechus manatus latirostris (Florida manatee), 2198 nucleotides long. RefSeq names its product zinc finger protein 432-like. Gene Ontology annotation, molecular function: RNA polymerase II cis-regulatory region sequence-specific DNA binding; DNA-binding transcription factor activity. Gene Ontology annotation, biological process: regulation of transcription by RNA polymerase II. NCBI's taxonomy places the organism in Eukaryota, Metazoa, Chordata, Mammalia, Sirenia, Trichechidae. The record is from RefSeq and is a predicted model, not a curated record.